AUGUCAAAUGAUGGAAUCAAAGUUAUAGUUCACGAUGAUAUAUAUUAUAGUCUUCAUUCAGAUACACUACAAAGGGAUUUUAUCAGAUCAGCUUCAAUUCAUAUUUCAAAAAAUCCAAAUUUAUAUUCUUUUGAAAGCUUACCUGCAUUCAUACAUUAUCGACCAUUGCCUCCAUUAUACCAAUUUUCAUCACCAAUAAGAAUUAACUGUACAAAAGGUGAUGUUCCUCGUUGCCAAAAAUGUCACUGUUAUUUAUCACCAUUUGUCCAGAUUAAUCAACAAAUGCAUGCAUGGUAUUGUCCAAUAUGUAAUACCACGAACUCCACAAUUCAUUUUACGCCUUUAUCUGACAUGAAUGUAAAUAAAUUUGAUAGAGAAGAAUUACACAAUCUUGUAUACGACAUUAUUCCACCUCGUAACCAGCUGUUAAAGAAUGGAGAAGCUCGCUGUUUCCUUUUUAUAAUUCAAGAAGAUUUACUAAAUUUUGGUUCUUCUUCGCAAAAUAACCUAAUUCAAGCACUUGAAUCUGCUGUACAGAACUUUAAAGAAAAUGAUAAAAUAGGAUUGAUCACUUUUUCAUCAGUUGUUACUUUAUAUAACUUAGUUUCAUUGAAAGCAAUGUCAUAUUCAGAAUUUGACACAGAAUUAGUUACAGAUCCACUGACACUAGUAAAUGCAAGGGAAUUUUCUCAAAAUUUCAUUUCCUGUGUUAAAUCAAGAUCAAAAUUAGACAAAAUCUCAUCCCCACGUUUGUUUACAGCUCUCCAAUGGGCACAGAAUUACCUCAAAGGUCUUGGAGGCCGCAUUUUACUAUUUACAAGUGGAAAAUUCGAUGAAAAAAAUUUAGAUUUAAUUUCUGAUUUCAAAUCUGAGAGUAUUUCACUUUCUGUGUUUGCACAGACACCAAACUCUCAUUUAGAUUCAUUAGCACUAGCAACAGGAGGCUAUUCAACCCAUAUUUUUGAUGAUUCUUUGUUAUCUUCACUUUUUGGUGUCGAAACAGGAUGGGAUUCAUCAACAGUAUUUAGAUAUGAUUCAAGAGUUGCAAAAAUAGGACCAAUUCUCAGUGGUUUCUCCAACAAUUCUGAAGAAGUCCUAAAACACCCCGUAAUUGAUGAAACCAUGUCAAUUACUGUACCUCUGAGCAUCAUUCCAGGUUCAUCUGGAGUAUUUACAUUCCAAUUUGCGACAAGAUUCACUACAGAUCUCGGAGAAAGACUAAUUAGAGUUGUAAAUGGACAAAUGCCAAUAUCAGACUUUUGUCCAAUGCCGUAUGAUACAUCAGCAAUUGCUUUGUAUAUACUAAGACUCAAUGCAAUGAAUAUUUUGAAAGAUCAAAUUUCGUUUACGAAAUCUAUGCAAGAUUUAAAGAAAUCUAUAACUUUAAAGGACUUACCUCUACUUAUAUAUACUGGAAACAUGAGAGAGAAGUCAAUGUUGAUGAGUUGUUCUGUAGAAAGAUUUGGAUUUUCAGUUUUAGUGACAGUGUUCGUAGUAAAUGAGGUUAAUUACUAUGUUCUUUGGACACCAAAGAAGGUUGUUGUAUAUCCAAAGCCAAGUGACCAAGAAAUUAAAUUAAUUCAACAAAUCUCACGCCAAAAGGGACUUAUUAUGACAUCAAUAUAUUCACCAGAAACUGUUGAAGAGUUUCAAUCUAUAUCAAGAACGGAACAAGAAGCAUUUGAUUGGUUCCAAAGAUUAUGA
This is a messenger RNA of Trichomonas vaginalis G3, 1704 nucleotides long. RefSeq names its product ER to Golgi vesicle-mediated transport. Gene Ontology annotation, cellular component: endoplasmic reticulum exit site; COPII vesicle coat. The transcript has a single exon. Gene Ontology annotation, molecular function: zinc ion binding; SNARE binding. The coding region runs from base 1 to 1704 and encodes 567 amino acids. NCBI's taxonomy places the organism in Eukaryota, Parabasalia, Trichomonadida, Trichomonadidae. The record is from RefSeq and is a predicted model, not a curated record. Gene Ontology annotation, biological process: intracellular protein transport; endoplasmic reticulum to Golgi vesicle-mediated transport; COPII-coated vesicle cargo loading.